ACAAAUGUCAACGCAGACAAAUCAGGCGCGUAACGUAGUUGGGUUCGAGGUAUCGGAUAUUGGAGGUCUUCGGAGAGUGUUCGCAAAACCAACGUUUAACAGUGAGAAAUUUGCGAAAAAUGUAUCCAAAAAUGGAGAUACGGCUACCAGCAAUAUGCUGGAAAAAGUUAACAUUAUAUCCUCUGAAGCCGCCAGCAAGAUGAAACGUGCAGUUUUUGAAAAUUACAAACUGUUUAUUAAGGCUGGUAAAGCCGCUAGCCAAUUAGAAAAUACGAUGCACCAAAUUCACAACGAAUUUACUGAGAAGCAACGUGUAAUGAAUACUCUUACUGAGCUAUCUUUAUUUAAUGACAUUAUUACUGAUGCAUCUGCUUCAGAACGUGCUGUGUCCAUAUCACAGGUUGAUGAAAAAACUGAAAACUUACCCUGUAGUGAGCAUUCUGGAAUUUCGGCAACCCAAUUGGCCGAACUGGUAGAGGGAGCUUCCGUUUUGGUCGGGGAUUCAAGUCGUCGUGUUAUAUUUGAUGGGGAUCUGCGUGAAUUAAGUAUGAAUGAUUUCACUUUUGUUUGCAUGGCUCGAGUCUUUGUAUUAACAGAUACUUUGGUUAUUGCAUAUCACAGUCAAUCUAACUCCUCGUACCCAUAUCGUCUUCAGUCAACGUAUGAUUUGAACAACUUUGCUGUGGCUAAUUUCCCUCCCAUGGAUCGCCUUCAAACUCCAAAUAAUGCGUUCAAAUUAAUAGUUUUUCCUACUAAUCGUCUUUUCCAAACUGAAACGCCCAGUGACAAGAAACGUUGGUUAACAUUAUUGGAUGAAGUGAUGCGUAAAUAUCGAAAUACUAAUUCGUAUGUUGCAUCAAAUUUAAGAUCCGAUCCCCAUAUUACUACAAAUUCUUAUGACGUUUUGGAUAACAAUUCUAUGAAGUUGACUAUGUUACCUCCAAAGGUAUCUGCUGAAGCUGUUGUUGCUGGUCAUAAAGCUUUGUCUUCCACUUUACCAGAUUGUGUAGACCUCUUAACACCUAUCGAUAAAUUGGACUUGUCUGCUAAAAAAAAUCCUUUUGAUGAUUCCCGUGAAACUGUUAAAUCUCCCAUGGCAAAAGUUGGAAGUCAUAAAUCUCGACAUAAUUGGUUAUGGGAUGUACCAGAAGAUUUAGAUGUAGCAAUUUCUGAACGAAAUUUUCAACGUGCUACUAAUUUAAUUGUAAAAGCUAAAGAAUCAUUAAAUCAAAUACUGACUGGAGAUAUAUCAAAACCAUCUAUGGAUACAAAUAUACAGUCAUCUAAUUCUAGUACACCAGGUCAAAUAUCUGAUACUGUUGAUCAUAGAUCUAAAACAGAUUGGGAGAAAUUAUCUAAGCGUAUUGAACGUAACGAACGAAAUCUUACAGAAUCUUUGCAAUAUGAAUUAGUAUCAGCAGCUUGUAGACAUGGCGCUCCUAAAUCCGUGAAAGCAGCUGUUUCUCAAUUAGGUUUACUUGGUAAAGCAUCUCUUGCAGCUGAAUUAUUUCUAGUUUAUCGUUCACAAGUAAUGACAAAGUCUUUGACACAUGGUGUACAUCAAGAAGGCAAUCAAUUAAUCUAUUUAAAUAAAUUAUCGCUUACUUUCCAUCGUAAUUUAGCUGAAACAGCUGUAGAAUGGUGUCAAAGUGUAGUUAAACCGCUGGGUGAAAUUCUUGCCUCAAAAACUAAUGGUAUAUCACCACAACAAUUUGAAAAUAUCUGUUCUUUAAAAUUUUAUAGUUGGACAUUGGAUGAAACUGAGAAAUUCGGUCAACAACUUCGUGUUUUACUGAUCGAUAGUCAUGCAGUAUCAUUUUAUUCAAUGGCUUAUGCUGCUCAACGAAUUAAGGCACAUGCUGAUAAGCUUACUGAAUUACUGAGUGUUGAUAUUUCUUCUACUCUCAAUCGAAGCUUAUCACGUGCAUGGAAACGUGCUGCUGAUGAACAGUCACGUUUACUCUGUGAAGCUGUUGAAAAUCGUGCAAAACAAGAAUCUUGGGAAACUUUAUCGAAUCUACCUAAAGGGGAACAAGAUAAAAUCAUUGCAGAUCUAUUGGAAUUUGGAAUACUUAACCAAUAUACCGCAGUUGAUUAUGGUUUAAAAUUAACAAUGAGUACAUAUUACCUUAUUCGGUCUCUACGACAAUUUAUUCAAAGUGUCCAUCUAUUAAAUUGUUCCGAGUUAGAUUUAACUUUAAUAUCGUGUUUUGUACAAACAUUAAAUUCAGAACUUGAUUGUUUUGAACGUGUUUCACCUAUUGAUAUUUCUGAUCCGGCUAGAGUAAGUAAUCCACGACAUUCCAGUUUAAUUUGUUUACUUGAUCUAUUUGUACUGUUAAGCCAAAGCUAAGAUUUGGUUGGUCAACUUAAUUUUGUUACAAUGUACGUGGUGAGUAUUUGUUUAAAAUAUCUGAAUUAUUGAUAGAAAAACCUUUUAUAAACAGAUAUUAGAUGUCUGUUUAGCAAAGUAAAUUGUAUUUAUAUAAAAGAAUUCUAUACAUGUGUACAGAAUAUUUAAUAGAAAAAUAGUUUACUGGAUGGGAUGGGUGGAAAGUUUAUUAAGAUUGUUGGAUUUUCCAGCUUACACCACGAACUGCUCUUAGAUAAUCAAACCGAAAAGCAUUUGACAUCUAUUUCAUCCUAGUGUGAUUGUUCGAUACCACAAAAUGAUUUAAGCUAUUAACUGCUGUCACAGCUGUUUGACCGUUAGGCGCUCGUUGCGAAACUUGAUAGUCUUGCCCUUAAUCUCCGAUCGGAUCAUGGAUACCCGAAACAACUGUCUGGUGUUUCUUGGUUUUCAAUGGGUUUUUUUUACUAAGAUCAGUUCGUGGUGUAAAGUAGAAAGAUGGAUUUAAGAAUUUAUGUAGAAUAUAAGCGAUUGUCGAAUUCCGAUUUUGUAGGUCAUUUAUCAACCGAGUAAAACUAUGGCCUUACUACCAGAUAUCAGUAGUGUAACAUAUAUAUAUAUAUACCUGAUUUAGUCACACAAGAAUCAGUUCGGAUGUCAAUUAGUAGUCCCAUCAUCAACACAAGUUUGGGCCGCUUACACAUUAGAAAAUCACUUGAGCAGUGUUAGUUGGAAAAAUUUUGUUCACUGACCCUUAUAGGAAAAACCAUAACAAUUUUGUUCAUGAAAUUACAUGUUCAUAACUUUUGUUUGGUUGAUUUUCAUUUCAUGAUUUACGUAAAUUUCCUUGUACACAUUUUAUUUUGUUUUUCUGUUUUAGCAAUCUAUCAUUAUAAUCAAUUUAGAAUUUUUAAUCAAGACAGUUGUGCCCAAAUUUGGUAAUAUUUUAAAUUGUUCCGAGAAUCCAACUAUCCAAAAACUGGUCUCCAGUUUGAAAACGUCACUUCAGAAUAUUAAAGGUUUAGAAGAGGAAGAAGAAGUGGUGGUGACGACGACGACGGCGAAAAAAUCGAAUAUUGUUGUUGACGAAGGAGGUGAUGUUAUAUAAAUCCUUUUCUCUCGUUGAGCAAGGCGAUGGAAGGGAUUCUUUUCUUUUAUUUUAUUUUCUCUUCUUUUAAAUUAAACUCUUAUUUUGAUAUGUUUUAAUAGUUUGACAGCUGCGUCUUGUUUUAUUGAUAUUCUUAAUUUUAUUUAUUUUAAAUAAACAUUUGUUUCUCCAUAGUGAUAAUAAUAAUAAUCAACACUUA
Schistosoma margrebowiei is the source of this 3657-nucleotide messenger RNA. Lineage: Eukaryota; Metazoa; Platyhelminthes; Trematoda; Strigeidida; Schistosomatidae. The record is from the annotation of a GenBank genome assembly.